This is a messenger RNA of Octopus sinensis (East Asian common octopus), 603 nucleotides long. RefSeq names its product spore wall protein 2-like. The transcript is spliced from 2 exons. The record is from RefSeq and is a predicted model, not a curated record. Lineage: Eukaryota; Metazoa; Mollusca; Cephalopoda; Octopoda; Octopodidae. Bases 215 to 490 code for a protein of 91 amino acids.
UUGUUGGAUUUCCCUAUUGCCUUUCAUGUUUCUUAUUUUUGCAUAUGUUUCAUCUCAUUUCAAUGUUUGCUGAACACAAGUACAGCACCAAAUAUAUGUUUGCUUUAAUAAUUUACAGAAACCUCACACUAAGAAAAAACCUGUUUCAAAAGACAAAAGAACUAAUUGCAGAAGCAAGACUACCAAUAAUGAAGAGGAAUCAGAAAAAAGUCCAAUGCCAGAAGAACAAGACAAUAGGAAAACAGUUGAGAAAGGAAAUGAAUUAAAACGUUCUCGGGAGAAUACUAAAAUAAAUGAGAAUACUGGAGUACAAGAAGAUACUAAAGUACAAGACAAAACUGAAGUACAAGAGAAUACAAAAGUACAAGGGAAUACUAAUGUACAAGUGGAAACUGAAGUACGAGAUUCUGAAGGACAAGAAGACACCGAAGAAGAAGAAGAUAAUACUAGAGAACAAGAUAAUUCUGAAGAAGAAGAUAAUGCUGAGUAAACUAUAAAGAAUGUUGAGAAAAAUAAUGAUUAAUAAAAAUGUUCAAUAAUUUCCCUCAAAAUCCUCUGGUUAAAUAUAUGUGACUUAUAAAAAUAUUAUUAAAUUCUUUGAUG